Colletotrichum navitas is the source of this 2886-nucleotide messenger RNA. Its product is annotated as fungal-specific transcription factor domain-containing protein. Lineage: Eukaryota; Fungi; Ascomycota; Sordariomycetes; Glomerellales; Glomerellaceae. Gene Ontology annotation, biological process: DNA-templated transcription; regulation of DNA-templated transcription. The transcript is spliced from 3 exons. The record is from RefSeq and is a predicted model, not a curated record. The coding region runs from base 1 to 2886 and encodes 961 amino acids. Gene Ontology annotation, molecular function: DNA binding; zinc ion binding; DNA-binding transcription factor activity, RNA polymerase II-specific. Gene Ontology annotation, cellular component: nucleus.
AUGGGUUUUCUAGCUUUGGAACCUCACUCUCGUUUGGCCGCCCCAGACUCUCCUCCUGGGCUGGUUAGCCCUUCUUCAUCCUCCUACUCUUCCAGAUCAUCUCCUCCAGCGGAAAGACCUUGGAACCCCGGAUUUGGCUUCACCUUUCCUCCCAUGUCCAACUACGAGCAUGGCUCAGCGGCCGGCAUGUCGACUGUUGGAAAGAGCCUAGAAGAUGGCCCGAGCCGUACGACUUCGGCCCAAGGUGCCCCUCGGCAGCAACUACCUUCAUUGAGCAGCCUGUUUGGACCGCCGUCUUCAGUCAGACCUUUGCACUCGCCCUCUUCCGACCGACCCGGCACAUACCCGGCGACAUCUCCUCUGGACCGGCCGCGCAUACCACAGCCUCACGGGGAUCGUUCUUAUUCCACCUCAUACUUCCCUCCGCAGGAAACUUCACCGGCCAUGUCCCAGCCGCGCAGUACCUAUGAAGCGAAAUACGACCAUGAGAGGCAAGCGUUGCAUGGGCUGUCUCACUCUUUCUCGGGACCCGGAUCCCCAAGAUACCACGAGUCAGAACAUGUGCGACCCGAGUCCAGAUCCGACGCUGGCUUGAGUAACAAAUGGUCGAUGCACAACGAGACAGCAAAGCACGAGUAUGCCCUCGUGUCCAGAGAGAGCCAUCCUUCCCUACAAGCCUCUCAUGACAGAAUGGGAUAUCAAUAUCCCAGCAACAACGACCCGUCUCUCUACCGAGACCACUGCCCCUCAUCCGGGUCCGGUCUCAUGCAUACACCGACGCAAACCAGCACGGCGGGCUCAGAGGGGGUCCCGUCAAAGGAUGGCCUCGGCCCCAAGAUCUGGACGGGAACCCACUUUCUUCCUCGGUUUGUCCGCGCUGCCGAAGUGCCAGGAGAGGGCAUGUGCUACUUUUACGACGAUGGUAGCCACUGCAAGACUGUCAUUGAUGGCGAGGCGGUCAAUGCCCACUGGGGCGUGACCAAGGCUGGAAAGCCGAGAAAGAGGCUAGCGAUUGCGUGCGUCACUUGCAGAGAGAAGAAGAUCAAGUGUGACCCGGACUACCCUCGCUGUGUGCAAUGCGAGAAAUUUGGCCGCGUCUGCAAAUUCAAGAACGCACCACGAGGCGGCCACAACACGUCUCCAUCAACGCCUCCCGCAGAGACAGACGACGUGCGACGGUUGGGAGGCUCGGCCAAUCCGAACGACAUGCACCGGCCCGGCAGUAACUCUAGUGCCUCUGUCUCCCCGCGUACAACAUACCGGCAACCGAGCCCAGAGCCCUCGAUGCCUCAUAAGAGGAUGCGUCUGGGUUUCGACUCUUACCUCUCAACGAGGGACGAGCCUCCGGCGUCAUUUAGCCGUACAGCCGAGACGGCCAAGGCAAGCAUCUCUUGGCAGCACCGCCAGCCAAUUGAGCUCCCUCGUAUUCACGAGGACGUGUUGAACCGAGCAUGGCAAUCAGAUCCGUACGUCUCCGACCCUCAGUCAAUUAACCCCGUAAUCUCCUCCUUCUUCCACCCUGGCCCUUGGCUUUUGCCUGAGACACCGUUCAAAUCCUGGGUGAUCGAUAAUGCUCAUACAAAGUCACCAGAAGACAUGAUGCUCACCUAUAGCAUCCUCGCCGUCGGCGUUGCCUUGUUGAACGGGCCCAAACGAGCCGCCCACGAAUAUGCCCAAGUCGCCUGCUAUGCGCAGCAGCGUGCCGCCUCCGGCCUCCAACUAGUGCAAGCCCGUCUCCUGCUAGCGCUUUACUACAUGUCCCUGUCCAACCCGACCGAAGCAAGCGACAUGUCGAGUGCAGCUAUCUCGACGGCCGCGUACCUGCAACUGAAUCUAGAACUCGACAAAUCGAUGGAAGCGCAUCUGGCAGUGUUCCCCUGCGGCUUGAACAGAGCAGGGUUUGCGGAAAGUAGAAGACGGACUUAUUGGGCGUGUUUUGUACUCGAACGACUCAACGGCGUAUCUCCGAACCGUCUGAGCUUUCUCAACCCCAAAGAUAUCUUCAUCCGGCUGCCGUGCGAAGCAGAGGUGUUUGAGAAGCAAGAAGAGUCACAGGUCCCGUUCUUGUCGACACAAUUGCCUAGCGCAUCCAAGUUGGCUGACGAGCCUUUGGCACUAUCAGCUUAUCUUGUUCAGCUAGUCAACCUUUGGGCGGAGGUUAUGGCUAAUACAUACAGAUCCGCCCAGUGUUCCUCUGUGGACGGCGGUACCACUGCCUUCAUCGAAAGCACCACAAAAAUGUUUGUCGGCUGGCAGGAGUCUCUUCCGGAGCGAUUUACCUACAAUGCCGGCAAUAUGGAAUUGGCUGCUCAGGAUGGAACUCUUAGUACGUUCCUUACAAUUCACCUUCCGUACCACCACGGCCUGAUCAAGCUCCACCGACACAUCCGCAACACAGAGCGUAUUGCCCCGGCGCGACGGCUGCAACACCUGUGGCGGAUAGAUGAAGAAGCAAGACGAGUGCUGGACAUCACGGGCAUGUUGGAAGUGCUACUUCGAGCCAGACGAACCCCAUUGGGCGCACCCUCGCCGUUCAUGAGCUACGUCAUCCUGGAAGCCGCCGACGUACUCACUGCCGAGGGCUCUUUCUCGGAAGUCUCGGUCCUUUUGGAUCGACUGGCUAUUGCGAGUGCCGUAGUCGAUGCCGCAAGUACAGUCUGGGAGGAAGCACGAGCCCACCUAGUGGCCUUGGAACAUCGACAAGACGCAUUGAGGCUUUUGCGUGACUGCCAACCCGGGGACGUAUCACUAGCGGGGGGCAAGGUUUUCCUCAACAUAGACGAUAAAGAGGACAGCAAGCUGCCUCUGGGGAACUGCUGGCAGAUGGAGGAGCCUAUGGGCGCAACAUUCGGAAAAUUCAUGGAUAUUAUAUAUACGCGGAGUUAA